CCGGGCGGCGAAAGGCGACCGCGGCCGGCAAAAGCAAAAGUCAACGUACGUACAUUCAGUUCCGCUCCGAGGCGGCGAGGAUACUACCGACAGUGUGGCAUCGAAAGGAGUCAGUUUCCGCGUAGUCUUCGGUACGUCGGUCACGCCAGGUGUUGUUUAUCUACCUGUCCGCUCCGCGAAUCUCUACAUUACGCGUGAGGGAGAAAGAGAGUACAGAGAGACGUAUACACUGACAAUAAGAGGCAAACACGUACAUAUAUACAAGAGAAGAUCGUCAAGAAGAUGCGUCCGUCGCACCGCGAUGCUCAUGCUCAUCGCGUCCGAAUCGCGCUGCUCUCGCUGGUUGCAGUUUUCUUAAUGCGAAGCUUCGCAGCAUCGGAAGCGGCAAAAACGAACACGACCAGCACUAUUUCCGAGAAUGACGAGGAAGAGCUAUUCGAGAACAUGAAUCUGACAACAUUCAAGGAAAGGUACCGGAGAUUGAUACCCUAUAUGACUUUCUAUGUCGCCAAUAACUACUUGCACGCCCAAGCUACGUUGGAGCAAAAUUACGCGAAAGAUCCAUCGACCAACUUGCUCCGGAAAUCCUCGCCGCCACAGCAGCAUCCUUUGAUCCGGCUCAGUGGCGUGCCGAGGCGAGGAAGUAACAAAUACCGCGUCAAUUUACCCGGUCAGGACAAGAAGUUCGUUCCAUCCGUGCAAUUCGAUCCCAGAAACAUCGGAGGCGACAACGACUACUUUGCACCGGUCAAGUACAGCACCAAGAUCAAUUAUGCUGACUAUUCCACUCCGUCUUAUCAGCUCUAUCAAAUAGAAAAGGCCUAUCCCGAGAUUACCACGCCUUCCAGUCAGAUCUUGCACAAGGAAAAUCGAUAUUUCGUCACCGCGAGACCUCUGCGACCUCCCGUUCCCCCGCGAGAGCAACACUUUGUCAAAAAACCGCCGCUCGGCGAUCUGCAGGACGAUUACGACCAGGAUACGGCGAAGAUACCGAACGUUAUCGUUAACUAUCCCAGUAAAGAAUUCGACGGUCUGAGAUACAUCCCGCCGCCAAUACAUGCGAAUGUGCAGCAGCAGUCGGUGAAAUCAUCCGUCACCUCGCACAUUUAUCGAAAGCCGAACGUGAAUAUCAACAAUUUAAUCGAGAGUUUUCAGUUAUCCGAACAACUGCCGGAGACGUUGAACAAAGAUAACAUCGACAGCAGUAUCAAGACACUCCUGGAGAUUCUUAAUAUUCUGCACAAUUCGCGGCAGGAAAAUUCGCCGCAGUCACAAGGACCGUUGCCGCAGCCGCAAAGACCGUUACCGUCGCCGCCAAGAUUGACUAAUUACAAGCCGAAAACAUACACGCGGCCGAAAGUGAUUACCGAGACGAGAUUCCAAGCGACACCGAAUCCUCUAUUAAUCACAGAUGAUCCCGAACGAUACAAGAUAGCGAACGACGGCGACGUCCAAAUCAAGACACCGUUACAACCAGAUUACAAUGUAAAUCAUAUAAAAGAUGAAAAAGUAGAAUACUACAUUCCUUAUAUUCAGGAUAUUUCAAAUAAACCUAAUCAGCAAAGAUUCAGGCCAACUCCCAGGCCUGAUACGACCGAACACACCUACGAGAUCACGGAAGAUCUCAGUGAUGACAUCCUACCUAAGGACGAACCAUACACCUUGCCGAUUUCUACCGAGGCAUCUAUAAGUCAGGAAUAUGUAGCGCCCAACGAAAUUACGCGCCCAGGACCGAAAACAUCCUUGAAGUACGGUGCGACGCGCGGAAAACCCCACAUCGACUAUCCGGCGUACGCAAUUAUACCGGAAACAGAUUUCAAUUGUAAAGAUCAAAGGUACAAAGGGUUCUUCGGUGAUCCAGCGACCAGAUGCCAAGUGUGGCAUUACUGCGAUCUCAACGGUGGUAAAUCAUCAUUUUUAUGUCCGAACGGCACGAUAUUUAGUCAGGUAGCGUUGACCUGUGAUUGGUGGUUUAAUGUAAAAUGCGAGACAACUACUCAACUAUACGUUUUAAACGAGCGAUUGUACAAAUAUAUUCUGCCUAUUAUGCCCAAGUUUCCCGAAGAUUUUACCGGUCCCGAAGUAGAUCGAUAUUUAGAACUCAAGUUUAAAGAGAUGGAGGCAAAACUAAAGGAGAAGAAAUUGAAGAAACAGCAAGAGGAGAAAGACAAACAUAAAGACAAAACUCAAACAUCGAACGACGAAGAGUAAAGCACAUACAUAAAGCGUUAUGUUCUAAAUAAUUUAGUCGUAACAUAUAUCUGACUCGUUGCCAUUAUAAUAUAUAUAAAGUAAAAAUCGUAAGUCCAUAAGAUUACGAAGCCGAAGAGCUUGCAGAUUCGGAAAAGUGCAAUAUAUAUGAUAGAGUUAUAAUAAGUUAUGAUAAGAUUAUCUUAUCGUUACGGGUAUGAAAUGGCUGAUGAUAUUAUGUAUUAUCUAUUAUCUCUAGUCAUAUGCGUAUUAUGUACUAUUUAUCACCGAAAAUGCUUGCCUAUCUUAUGGAGCUUUAUCCUUUUUGGCCUACCUGGCCUAAAUUUAUUUAUUUUUAUUACUGCAUGACAUAUAUAUAUAUAUAUUUUGCAACAAUUAUACAUCCCUGGGUUCUUCAUCAAAAAAGAUAUAUAAUAAAUAUAGGU
This is a messenger RNA of Formica exsecta, 2636 nucleotides long. RefSeq lists its product as uncharacterized. The transcript has 3 exons. Gene Ontology annotation, molecular function: chitin binding. The coding region runs from base 283 to 2211 and encodes 642 amino acids. The record is from RefSeq and is a predicted model, not a curated record. Lineage: Eukaryota; Metazoa; Arthropoda; Insecta; Hymenoptera; Formicidae. Gene Ontology annotation, cellular component: extracellular region.